GCUGCUGGCUUCAGAGACGCCAGAUAGCCUGCACCACUGGUUCGCCGCACCUUGCUCUUCGUUUUGGGUGCUCUACGCAGCAUGGAAGUGCGACAACGUAGAAGAACCUGCCCGCCGAGUAACGCAGACAAGCUAGUAGGUCUCCUGGCAGACGUGAGAGACAGCGUGUCCAGUUCCAUCAAAAGGCAGCAGCAGGAGCAGCAGUCAAUCGGUACAAAACAAAAUCAACACACCCGUCCGCUUCCACCCUUUGCUGCGUACUCGCUUGGAGGGAGGGCUCUCGUCGGGUAAGCCAUGCUACCGUAUAGCCCAGGAAACCGCGGCGGCGGCGCUGGCGGCGGCAACGACACGCGCAGCAUCAUCAAAAGAGUCGGAUGCGGCCGCUGCCGAACGGUGAACCUGGUGAGCCGACGAACCUUUGUGUUUGUCUUCGCGGCUGGCCUUCUCGGAGCCGCGCUCGUGCUCCUCCUCUCGGCCGGCGACCGCGACAGAUCCUCUUCGCCCUCGUCGUCGUCGCCGUCGACCUCGGCGACGACCGGCUUCAAGGCCAAGAUCCUGUCGGCGGCGCCACGGCAGCAAGACCAGCAGGAGCUGCAAGGAGGCGGCGGCGGCGGCGGCGGCGGCACCUCUCCAUCAUCAACGCCGGAAACAAGUGGAGGAAUAGCGGAAGAAGAGGAGGGAGAGGGGGGUGACAAGCCCAAGAUCACGGUGAGGCAGGCGGAGGGCCGAGGCGCUGGAGGGGGAAAGGUGUCCGUCUUCGUCUACGACGGCGUUCCUGAGCUGGACCACUCGUGGCUGGUGCCGUGCUACCGACAAGUUCGCGAUGGCGUCUCCCCGUGGCAGGACGAGACAGCGGACAUGGCGCAGGACAUGGGGGAAAUAUGGCUUCACCGCGCGAUGCUAGCUCACCCGUGGAGAGUACUCAACCCGGAGGAAGCUGACCUGUUCUACGUGCCCAUGUAUCCGGUGCUGAGCAUGAAGCUGGGCAGCAACAGGUGCGGGGGCAAGACGCACGACGAGCUCAUCAACACCUCCGUCGAGUACCUCGCCCUGUCCAGCGUCUACUUCCGCCGCUUCGGCGGCGCCGACCACGUGCUUGUGUGCGCCUGGUGGAACUGCAGGGGGGUGCUGGGACCGAAGCCCCGCAUGCUGCUGCGCCGCACGGUGGUCGGGAUCAACGAGAAGAUUCUUGGGUGGACCAGGUGGGGGUGCGGGUUGGACAAGAUGGUCACCAUCCCCUACACGGCGAGCAGCGUCCUCACCACCAGCGACAUGAUCGGGGGGCGCGCGGCUGAGGACCGAGAUAUACCCUUCUUUUUUGUGGGCACGGCGCGGAGUCGCCCGGAGCGCCAGAACUUGGACGUGGUGACGGGUAUGGCGGAGGGCAGUGUCAUAAUGCUCGGCAAUCAUCAAUCGGACUGGGGCAUGAACUCGACCCAGUACGCAGCACACAUUUCCCGCAGCAGGUUCUGCUUCUGCCCCCGGGGAGACACGGAAUCAAGCCGCCGCAUCUUCGACGCCGUUGCCGCGGGCUGCACGCCGAUCGUCACGAAGGCUUCGGUCGCCGUCCUCCCGUUCUCCGAGCAUGUGCUCAACUACUCGGACUUUGCCGUGGUCGUGGACCCGGACGCCUUCACCACGCGGGAGCGAGUGACGAAGGUCGUGCAGGAUGCCCUCUCGAGGUCGGAAGCGGAGGUGGAGCAGCUGCGGGAAGGCGGGAGAAGGAGCAUGAGCGCUCUCCUGUACGGAGUGACGAUGGGCAAGGAGAUGGGCGACAUGCGACCCUUCCUCGGCACCGCUACGAACUUCGUCCGAGCGAGCUACGCGCUCGCGGGGGGAGGAGGGGCUGAGGGCGAGGGCAGAUCGGCCGACAUGUGGACCUGCAACCGGUAUGACCCCAUGAACGACGAGAUGGACGCGGCUCCGCGAACGACUGCGAAGCUACCCCCCCCGGCCGGCGCAACGCGACAGUGGCUGGCCGAGACAGAGACAAUCGUGAACGUGGAGCGGUCCCUGCUUUUGUGCGCUCCCCCGAACACCGGGUCGUUGCAGUUCAGGAUGCUCGCCAAACGGAUGCAGGGCCUCCCGCACUGGGCGGUGUCCAACGACCGGUCGCUGCUGUUCGACCGAGAAGCCUCGGGGCUCGAGCUGCUGGAUACAACGGACGGCCACCUGAUGGAGGAGAUCUACCGAGAGAACGGGUCCGGUUGGAUCAAGAUCGGUCUCGUGCGUGACCCGGUCACACGGCUGCUUUCGGCCUACCUCGACCUUGCCGACAGGUGGCGGGAGGCGCUGUCGCCGCCGAGGGGAACCGCGGAUGAUUCUGCCGCCGGGCAGAGUUCCAACCACGAUCGACGGCGGCUACGGCAAUCGCCGGACAAGGGGGAGCUUACGGGCGAAGACAAUGACCGACAUCGCCAGCAAGGGGGAAGGAGAGACCAUGCACCGCUCACCGGAAGCGAGUGGGACUUGCUCGAGACUAUCGUCGACAGGCGAAGGCGGCGGUGGCGGCGACAGCGGGGACCGGGGCCCCGGCAAGGGGAGGAAAACGAGAGAAUGGCCUACGAGGGUUUGCACGACACCGGAAGAGGCGGCAGCAGCGGCGGCGGAGGCGUUUUUGGUGGAGAGGGCGGCAGCGGGAGCCGCAAUGAAGGAACCGACAACCAAGGGGGCGCCAACGCCAGCGGCGGGAGGGGUGCGGGCUGGCGAUUACCACAAGGCGAGAGAAGAGACGGAGCAGACCAACGCGCCAAGGUUAACAACGACGAUGGCCGGGAGGUGUCGCCGGAGCAGCACCCGCGACGACACCGCGAAAUGGAGGAGGAAGAAGAGAGGCGUUUCUUCUGGCAGGGUCCCGGGGGUAGGGACGGCCCCGGGGCGGCAGGUGAGGACGGCGGCGACAGGUCCGCCGUUGGCGGCCGCGGUGACGGCGAUGGCGUCGGCGUCCCUACCUUCGUGGAGGUUGUAGAGACCCUCGAGGCGGACGUCUGGGGCGGCCCCGUGGCGUUCCGGCCGGCGGUGAGCCUGUGCGGCCAGCGCAACUCUCCGUUCGACAGCGUCAUCCCGUUCGAGAGGCUGCAGAAAACCUCUACCGAGCUAGUGAAGUCUCUCCCCGGAGACAUCUGGGAGGCGUUUGGGAAGUCCGGGUGGGGCCCAGAAGGGCAAUACGCCUUCAUGGAGUUCGACUACGGCCGGAACGCCCGGCGGCGGCAGGGAGGGCCGGUCGGCGAGGAAGCACAACGACCAGAAGGCAACGACAAGGAUGAGCCCUUGCCGCCGCGCGCGCGCGAUCUCUUCGACGGGGAGGACCUUUGCGCGUGGGCGGAGUACUACACCGACCUGGAGACCCUCGAGACUGUUGGCAAGAUCUACGAGUUGGACUACAUCUACUACCGCUGGUAUCGGCUUGAUUCGUGGAGGGAGAGACUGCAGGCCUGUUUGGCUGCCAAGCGUUGAGGAGACGCAGCGGUCGCCAGAGAGCGGGCAUGUACUUAGUCGCUGGCUGUUUGUUUGUUGUGUGUUGUUUCUCACAUUAGCUCUAUACAUGUAGUCCACCAAAAAUGGGGAGCCCGUGGUCUCAAUACAAAAAUAGGGUACAAAUCACUCGGAACAAGAAAACAAAAUGAUCGAAAGAAAAGAACAGGCUGCCGGUGUAGCGAGUACGCGUANGGGGGGGGGGGGGGGGGGGGGGGGGGGGGGGGGGGGGGGGGGGGGGGGGGGGGGGGGUUCUUGUUUUCUUCCCAAAUUUGUCUUGUUUUAUGUUUGCUUCCACUGGAGUCGCGUGUUUGCCGGGUCGUUGGUCGACACUACUCGAUCGGACACAGCUUUUUCUUGCAGCAGCGGUACGGCAGAAAGAGCAUGUCCGAAGAGCGUUCUUUUUCGUCCGUUCGCGAGGGAGCGAACCUGCGCGCGAACGCACGUACGUAUGCGUACGUACGCGUCCUGCUUCGGUGUGGGUUCUUGUGCACGGCAUAUAGGUAAAUGGUCGACAGAGCGCAAAUCGUCGUGCUUGGAUGGUGGGUGUGGUCCUGGAGGCGACUUGCGUUGGACAAUGUGCGUCUCGAUUUUGCCGGAACGUGGGUGGGGGGCACCCAUAGGUGGGUGAAGGGGUUCCCGGGAAGUCGGGGAAGUUCAAGUUCGAGUGAGCACCGGACCAAUAGGAAACGUGCAUCGUGUUUUGUAGAGAUUUGCCCUUUGGGGCGUUUGUUUAGGUGGGACGGUUGGUUUCAUGGGACGGGAUUGAUUGUCAACAACGUUGCUGUAAGGAGAGUUCACACGUGCUGCAUGAAGCUGUUCAAAUCAGACAGAAAGUUGUAUACACUACGAGCCCAGGGAGCUUGAUGUUAGGUCUAACUCCUUCCACGCGUUGUUGGUUACUUAGCAGUGGAUGUCGGAUUUUAAACUUGUCUUUGUAUAUUUUUGUUGUUCCAUGUGUUGAUGAUGUCAGUUGGCUUUCAGACCCUUCGGGUCCAUGUAAUCUGAGUACAUUCAGUUAGCGUGUGGCCACGGGCAUUGACCGGUCAAGUGUUUGAUGAGUACGGACUGAUGUGAGGUACUGGGUAGAGAGAUGGGAAAGGUUGUCAAGGUGAAGACAACAACAACAACAACAACAUUUGUUCUGGACGUCGGUCCUCACGCCUUUCGGUGUAAUUCUGGACGCAUCAACCGGGGUCACACAGGAGAAACGGCAGGCCACACAGUCAGUUGUACUCUUGCGGUGCGUGCCUUGGUCUGUAUCUCUAGAAGAAUUCAUUCAGCCUUUCCUUUCCCUCAUCAGUAGGCUUCAUAAAUAGGACUAUGAGUUUCUUUUUCCCCUCAGUCCGGCGUUAUCUGUGUUCCAAUGUUCGCAAGCCCAUCUUUAUGUUGGAGCGAUUAUGCUGAUUCCCAGAGCCUCGGCGGAGAUCGGGCGUUCGUUGUGUCUUCGAAGCCCCCCCGCGGGCGUUUGAGGCGGGGUGUGUGAAUGUUGUAUAGGGUUUGAUUGAACAUCGAUCGUUUAAAGUCUUUUAGAAAUAGACGGACCUCUCCCGUGCUGCCGCGAUCCUUCCCGGCGGUAGCAUCGAACCCCGACCACAGAUUGGCUGGGUCAGCAGCACGAGAAGCCUUGUUACUUUUUGGCACUCAAUCAGCGCUCGCAGCGUUUCUGCCGGGUAGGAGCUGCUCCAAUCCGUGGUCACACAGAUUAAUUAAGGCGUCCCUCUUUUGGAGCUUGCCUUCGAUGUUUAUCCCGCGAAGAGUGCAGCGCUCUCUCCCCCCAACGCGUGCUCAUGCACUGCCGCCUUGGCUUUGCCGCCUUGGCUUUUUGUUUCGUGGCACAAGCAAUAGGUUAUCCUGUUGAGCCAGUAUUCCGGAUCUGGGCGAACCGGCGAGACGGGGAUGACAAGGACCCGUGGCUUGCCGGCAAGUGGCAAAACGUUGCAGAGGAACGACGAGGCGUUGGGGGACUGUGUGUUGUUUCUUACCGUGCAAGUAUCGGACUUCACGGAAGAAAGGCACACAUCGCAUUUCCCACAGACCGCCAAGCACACCAGACCCUAAACCACCCCGGUAACCGCUUCAGGGAAGGGUGCAUGCUAGCUAUGCAUAGUGCGAUAGCAUCACAACCGCACCUACCUACCCCACCGCACGCCUUGGUCACUUGUUUCGCAUCAUCUACAGGCAAAAAUAAACCACAAGACACGUUGAGUACAUUCGGCGAGUAAGUGUUGUAGAGCAGAGUGCGAGACUUGGAAAACCGUGUCGUUGGUGCCCGCCCCCCCACCGCUCGUAGUGUACCCCAGAAGAACUGGAGAAGGAUGAGCAUGCGACUGGGUCUGGUGCAGGUGACUCGAACAUGUGUGCACACGAACCAACCGAGGAUGCUACUCAACAUCCGCACGUCCCUCCAGCCAGAGCUCUUCGUUUUAUGUGUCCUCCCCAAACCACAAUCCAGACAAAAUACGAAAUUUGGGUACAACAACGUGAUAUACCCUCCCCCUCCAUGGGGACAUCCUAUUUACGAAGAGUACAAUCUCCCCAAAGUCUGUCGGCGACGACUCCCUCUCUUCGCGCACAUCCCAACAAACAUGCUGUCUUGUACGUACCUGAUUACCUUGUGGCCUAGACUACUUCACCUACAUAUGUACUCCGUGUGCACUGGUACACCACGACGCUGGAACAAACCGCUGUCAAAAACCGGGCGGUUCCUAUCCGCGAACCUGCCCGAAAGUCAACGGCAUCUAUCUCCGGCGCUUACAGGUGGCAAACGACAAGACUAGUCUCUGUGGCAUUGUCGCCGAGAAAAACAAGCACCAAAAAUACUUCGGUUGUUCACGCGGCUUUCCCUCGUAGGUGUUCUUUUUUCUCAAACGCGCGUCGUAGGAUGCGAGGCCAACGGGCUAGCGACUACGGCAUACCAGUGCGCGUUUACAUGAUUACCCCCCCUCCAACAACAACAAUAACAGCGUC
Molecule: messenger RNA, 6444 nt
Organism: Ectocarpus sp. CCAP 1310/34
Lineage: Eukaryota; Phaeophyceae; Ectocarpales; Ectocarpaceae
Source: the annotation of a GenBank genome assembly